AUGCGUAAAUGCAGGCAGUUGUUGGGUCAGCAGCUUUCUGGCUUGGAUGCAAAAGAUUUGCAAAAUUUAGAGAAUAAGCUGGAGAGGAGCCUAAGAAACAUUCGUCUAAAGAAGGACCAACUUAUGAUUGAUCAAAUCCAAGAAUUAAACAGGAAGGGAGGCCUCAUGCACCAGGAAAAUAUAGAACUAUACAAUAAAGUCAAUCUUGUUCAUCAAGAGAACAUUGAAUUACAGAAAAAGGUAUAUGGACCAAGAGUAAAUGAGCAUCCAACAGGUACUACCAUUCGAUACAGUAUCCUGACUACAGAGAAUGAAAAUGUUCCAGUUAAUCUUGGGCUAAGUCAACCUCAUAAUGUGGAAAAGGAGAAGUCAGGAACACCAACUCUGGGAUGAGUUCUUAUCCAAAUUCAAAUAAAAUUCAGAUUCAGAAAAGCACAUGAGUUUUGAUUACUGAAAGUGCAUCAGACUUCAAUUGCUGUGAGGAUGGACAAAAAUAAGAGCGCAUCAACUGAUAACCUUAGGUUAACACUACAAGGCGUACCAGCUACAGUUUAAGCAUUAAAGCUUCGAGAUGCCACAAUUUCUGUAUGAACAAGAGCAUUGAUUAUGCUUCAGCUUUCCAUAUUCAAUGUCUGGAACCCAUUCAGGAACAGCAGAGUUUAUGUCAUGUAUAAUAUUGUUCUGAACAAUGCAGCA
Messenger RNA from Phragmites australis (common reed), 696 nucleotides. RefSeq names its product MADS-box transcription factor 27-like. The transcript is spliced from 4 exons. The record is from RefSeq and is a predicted model, not a curated record. Gene Ontology annotation, biological process: regulation of DNA-templated transcription. Gene Ontology annotation, molecular function: DNA-binding transcription factor activity. Bases 1 to 393 code for a protein of 130 amino acids. Gene Ontology annotation, cellular component: nucleus. NCBI's taxonomy places the organism in Eukaryota, Viridiplantae, Streptophyta, Magnoliopsida, Poales, Poaceae.